Eremomyces bilateralis CBS 781.70 is the source of this 1038-nucleotide messenger RNA. RefSeq lists its product as uncharacterized. The coding region runs from base 120 to 860 and encodes 246 amino acids. The record is from RefSeq and is a predicted model, not a curated record. The transcript has 2 exons. NCBI's taxonomy places the organism in Eukaryota, Fungi, Ascomycota, Dothideomycetes, Eremomycetales, Eremomycetaceae. Gene Ontology annotation, cellular component: nucleus; cytoplasm.
ACUUCUCUCUCACCAUCAAAUAUCAUUAAUUCCUGACUCCAAUGGCAAACAUGGGUUGAAACAUAAAUCCAUUGGUGCACCGCACCGAAAACAGUUCAAAAACACGGUUUUGGGAAGCCAUGGCCCCUCCCCAGAAGAUUCUCGCCCUCCACGGCGUCGCGCAAUCCGGCCGCGUAUUCGAGCGUCGUAUGGCCACCAUCGUCGAGACGCUCUCUCCGCUCAGAUAUGAAUUUGUGUUCCUCACCGCACCAUGCGACAUAUCCGGGACUGCGUAUAUACAGGCACGGCAAGCGGACUGGCAAGAGGGGGAUGAAGAGCGAAGCUGGUGGGAAACCGAUGACGACGCCAAAGAACAUUCCGGGAUUGACCAGGCGAUGGAGCUUUGGGGCGCGACGUUGAGGGAGAAAGGGCCUUUUGUUGGGGUCGUCGGAUUUAGCCAGGGAGGCUGUGCGGCAGCAUCAUUAGCAGCGAUGCUAGAACCCAGUAGAAGGGAUCAUCCUCUGGUUAGAAAAUAUCUCCCAGUUGACCAUCCACCCCUCGACUUUCUCAUCAUGUUCUCCGGCAACCCCUAUCGGUACCCGUCCCCAGAAAUCUUCUGGCUGUUUUACCCCGAAGCCGGAGAAGAGAACAAGGUCAUCACCCCGACGCUGGCAUUAUAUGGGAAGAAAGAGUGGGAGGCACAGGAGUUCUUUCGCGAGCGUCAGGAAUUUCUUAUGAGCCGCUGUUCCAAUGUGGAAAUCGUCGGUCAUCCGUGGCAGCAUACGGUUCCGCGGACCCAGGAGUAUGCGGAUAUAGUGAAGCGAUUUGUGACCAGCUUCGAUAAUAGGGCGACGGGCAUGACGAUAGACUCAAGAUUAUGAUCAUUUUUCGCGUCUAUAUAGGUAGAUCAGGGGUAUGAAUACUGUUUCUCCUGUUCCCGUCGCUUAUAGCUCUUGAGUCACGACACUGCCACCGUCAAUUCUUGCAUCUAUCAAUCUCAAGCGACUUCUUAUACCUCACGAUGGGCCUGAACUAUUUCGCUUCCUUGCUACCUUAGAG